AACUAUGGAUGAAGCACUCACAAAACCAAGAAAUGUUUCCCAUACCAUAUAUAAGUUGUAUAACUGGUUACAAAAGGGCUUGAUCGACUUGGAUCCUGAAUUUCAAAGAGAGACAGACUCUAUGCUUAACAACUUUUAUAUCCCACCUGUAAUUUUCUCUUGUAAAAAGUUGGAUGAUAAAAGAUGGGUGCGUGUUUGUAUUGAUGGUAAACAACGUCUCACAUCAAUCAGAAAGUUUAUAAAUAACGAGAUACCUCAUAUUAAUCCUUCAAGUGGUUAUGCAAACAAGCGUUUUUAUAAAGGUCCUAAUGAUAAAGAUUCAUUAACAGAUUCUGAACGUGAAUUAUUUGAAUGUUCAGAAUUUAUUUGUGUUGAAUACUACGAUCUUACUCUGCAACAAGAACAAGAAAUAUUCAGUCGUGUACAAUUGGGAAUUGCAUUAACUCCCGCAGAAAGACUUCAGGCUAUUAGCAGCCCAAUAGCUGAUUUUGCUCAUGCAAUCCACAAUCAAUAUUCAACAACCCUUUCUUUAAUAUUGGAUAAUAAGCGUUCUCGACCUUUUCAAAUUAUUUCACAAUCUUUACACAUGAUUGAAACUGAACCAGAAAGAUUUAAUGCCACUCCCAUCACAAUUACUAAAUAUUUAAAAAGAGAUCGUGAAGUUUCUGAAGGUUUCAAGGCAUUAACUAAACAUGUUUAUACAAUUAUAGAAGAGAUGAUCAAUGUUGAUGCUGAAUUAUUCCGUUAUGGUCAUAAAUUUUCUACGGUAGAAUUUGUCUUUUUAGCUUAUAUGAUUGCCAAGUUACCCAAGUUACCAAUUUACCAAUACCAAAAUCGUCUUAUAGCCAUGAGGAAACAUGUUUGGGAUAAGCAUAGCGAAGUCAGAUUUAAUACAAAAGUCUUUAGCACAUUGAAAGAGUUUGUUGAUAAUAUGACAUAUGAAUUUACUUCAAAUCAACAAACUAUUUCACACGCUUUAUCAUCUCGUGAUUUUAAUUUGAAUCAUCAAAACAUAUCACAGCCUUCAUCAUCUCGUUACGAUUUUAAUUUAAAUCAUCAAAAUAUAUCACAGCCUUCAUCAUCUCGUCGCCUUAAUUCUCUUCAAUUAAAUACAAAUUAUAAUACUUAUGCUUAUAAUUUAUUCGAUGUAAAAAUGGAGUAA
Messenger RNA from Rhizophagus irregularis DAOM 181602=DAOM 197198, 1162 nucleotides. The record is from RefSeq and is a predicted model, not a curated record. NCBI's taxonomy places the organism in Eukaryota, Fungi, Glomeromycota, Glomeromycetes, Glomerales, Glomeraceae.